Notolabrus celidotus (New Zealand spotty) is the source of this 2828-nucleotide messenger RNA. It is a transcript of the gene map3k8, whose product is annotated as mitogen-activated protein kinase kinase kinase 8. The record is from RefSeq and is a predicted model, not a curated record. The coding region runs from base 373 to 1800 and encodes 475 amino acids. Lineage: Eukaryota; Metazoa; Chordata; Actinopteri; Labriformes; Labridae. Gene Ontology annotation, biological process: protein phosphorylation. Gene Ontology annotation, molecular function: ATP binding; protein kinase activity. The transcript has 8 exons.
UAAUAUGUCAAUCAACCUCUAAUAAGAGCUGAUGUCACAAAAUAACAACCUUUCCCACAGGAAAACACCGCAUGAUUCGGUGGAAGUUGAUUCUCUGUUUCACUAUUCAAGCCCCCUAAAGGUUGUUUUUCAUCUGAGAAAACAGGAGAAAGGGAAAACGAAACCAACAUAGUAAUGCGCAGGCAGCGUACACGUCCCCCGCGCUGAUCGCAUGCACUUCCUCUGUUUACUUCCUUCUAAACACAGCCAGAUCGCAAACUAGUGCAAUCAGUCAGCUCUCGACCCCGACAGAGACACACGAUGAGAAGACGACAGUCCUAUUAAGAUUCUGACUCAAUAAAACGGCAAAGCAAGCAGCAAAAGUCGAGCAAGAUGGAUUACAAAUAUGAUAAUGGAGUAGAACUGCUGUUGGCUCACAUGAACAUUGAAGACAUCAUCAACGCUGCAGAGAGACUUUACAAACUUGAAGAAGUGGAGGAGGAAGAGGAGGGGGGCUUGUCGUUCGACGAGGAAAGUCUCUCUCAGGAGGAGAUGGAUGAAAAUGAGGAGGCAGGGGGCUUAGUUGGCUCUGGAGGUCAUCAUGAGGACUAUGGAGCAGAUGAGGGCGGCAGUGUGCGGUAUGGGACGGUGACAGACCUCCUGUCUUUUGUUAACCUGCUCUCUAAUAUGCAGGCAGCAGCCUUGCAGAAUGUGCCUGCGGAGAUGGGAGUCCUGCUGAACAAGAAGUACAUGAAUGUAAAAAAAGGCCGCUAUCAGAUCAACAUGGACGUGCUCCUGUUUCCAUGGAAAUUGACCUACAAGAAUUACGGCUCUGGCCUCGUGCCCAAGGGCUCAUUUGGGAAAGUCCACUUGGCUCAGGACACAAGCACCAGAAAAAGAAUGGCUUGCAAACUGAUUCCUUUGGAAAACUUCAAAGCAGCAGAUGUUGAGUUUCAGGCACGAUUCCGUCACGAGAACAUCGCUGAACUCUAUGGCGCUCUGCUCUGGGACCAGACUGUGCACCUGUUCAUGGAGGCCGGAGAGGGCGGCUCUGUCUUGGAGAAGCUGGACAGCUGUGGACCAAUGAGGGAGUUUGAGAUCAUCUGGGUGACCAAGCAAGUUCUGAGGGGCCUGGAGUACCUGCACUCUCACAAAGUCAUCCACCACGAUAUCAAACCAAGUAACAUCGUCUUGAUGUCAGAUAAGGCAGUGCUGGUGGACUUUGGCCUGACAGUGCAAAUGACAGAGGAUAUGUACACUCCCAGAGACCUGAGAGGAACAGAGAUGUAUAUGAGCCCAGAGCUGGUUUUGUGUCGAGGACACAACACCAAGACAGAUAUCUACAGUCUGGGCACCACCAUCAUUCACAUGCAGACUGGAAGCCCUCCAUGGGUCAGGAGAUACCCACGUACUGCAUACCCAUCUUACCUCUACAUUAUCCACAAGCAAGCCCCCCCUCUUGAGGACAUACCGGAGGACUGCAGCCUUGCCAUCCGCUCCUUUCUGCAGCGUGCCCUUGAGAGGAACCCUGCCCUGCGGAGCUCAGCCUCUGAGCUUCUAAAAGAUGAGGCCAUCAACCCACCAAGGGAAGAUCAACCACGUUGCUGGAGCCUGGACUCCGCCAUGGAGGAGGCCAACAACACCAUGUUAAGGCAGCAUAGCCAGCACCCCGACACCACACAGGAAUCGUCUCUGUACUCUGAAGACUCUGGUCACAUGAGAAGGAAGGGCUCCUUGUACAUUGACCUUGGGGCUUUGUCAGGCUACUGUAAACUGGUGACAGGACCCCCAACAUCAGAAUACGGCUUGUACCGGACUUAAGCGCGACUUGAAGCGGAAUUUGAGUAUGGCUCCAUCUCUACUCUUGGAGGAUUAGUAGACAUUUUCAGAAGGCUUUCCAGGUGCAGGUGAAAUGGCUCAUUGAUGGACUGCAAUGAUUGAAAAGACACAAGAGACAUACAAUGAAUGGAAUUAGCUCAAUCCUGUUGCUAAAAAUUCACAACACUGCAGGACGGUGGUUUGAAGAGAUGCAUUGUGUAUAAAUCGAUGUUAAAUGUGAGCUGUUGUUAAUGUACAUUUUAUAUUUCAUUGUAGUCGUUUCAAUCAAAUGUCUACUGUUUUUCUUUCUUUCAAAACAGUGGCUCAUCAUCCUAAAAAUUAUUUAAGCACUAAAAUAUUGAAUCUAUCUCUGCAUGUAUGUAUUCACCAUGCAGUCAUGUAUUGUAUAUAGUUCUAUAUGGACCUCAUUUUGUUAAUUCCUGUGGAAUUUUAUCAGUAUCAUUUUGCUGUUUAAAUGCUGUUUCUAUGGAAUGCAUGUGAGAUGUGAUUACUGUUUUGUACAUCCCAUGAGAUGUGGCCUAUGGUGCCUUUUAGAACCUGACACAAAGUAUUUUUUAAGACAAAAAAAGAUAAUGAUCUAGAAAAUACAAAUGUUAAUUCAAAAUUUGGGGAAUGUUUAAGUUCAAAUUAAACCUAAACCAUUGUAAAAUGUGCUCAGGAUGUUGCAUUUAAAACAAGUAAUUCAAAGAAAAACAAUAUGUAAUAUUUCUUACACAUUUUCAAUCAAUUCUAAUGCACAUUAAUGCAUGCUCUGCAACAUUUGCUGCAGACAGUGUUGAAUACUUUUAAUUGAUUGUUAAGGUGUGAAGAAAUAUUUUUUAUACUUGCACAUCAGAAAACAUACUCAAAGCGGUAUAUAUAUGAAAGGUCUGAACUGGCCAACAUCAGUCCACCUUUUUGUUAAAAGAGCUUUUGUCUUUUUGUUUUCUUUAGCUUGGACAGUUAGAUAGCUACAUUUUGAAAAUGUGUUGGUUAUUAAGUAAUAAAUGCAAUGACAUGAAAAUCUCAAA